This is a messenger RNA of Cuscuta epithymum, 3625 nucleotides long. The record is from the annotation of a GenBank genome assembly. Lineage: Eukaryota; Viridiplantae; Streptophyta; Magnoliopsida; Solanales; Convolvulaceae.
CAAGGUUAUUCGGUAUUAUGUUCUUGUUCAAAGUUAAAAGCAUAAUGUACAAAUGCAUUGAGCACAUUGUUACCACCAACACUUUUCAAUUCCCAAAAGGGUAUAACCCUCAUUCAGGCUUAUAUGUUUUUAGAUUUUAGCUGUUUUUUUAAGAUUGUCAUUGUUGAAACACGUUGACAUUUUUAAUAAAAUGUGACAUUUUAUAUAUAGUACUUUUUACUAUCACCUGUAAAAAUCUUAUUUCCUAGAACGACAUUUAUAUUUAAUUUCACAUUCUACGGAUAGUGUGACAUUUUUAAUUGAUUUGCUUUCACUCUCAGACCAGACCAUAAUUAAAUACAAUAGAACAAAUAUAAAAUAAUUUAAAGGGUUUUAAAUAUGCUUUUAGUCUUAAGAAAUGUAGUACAUUUUGUUUUAAUCCCUGCAAAUAAUUUUUCUUGAAAGUCAUAUUUUUAUCUUUUAUUCUUAUUUUGGUCAUAUAAAAUAAAUUUUUUACUACCUCCGUCCCUCUAAUAUUGGAACGGAAGGGAGUGGUGUUGUUUUUAAGAUAAAUGAAAUUAUGUGUUUGAUAAUGAUUUGAUAGUGAGAAUAAAGCAGAAAUGAAUUAGAGCGACACAAAUAUUACUAAAUAUGGUGUGAGACAAUUUAGUGGGACGGACGAAAAUAAGAAAAACGGGACAAUUGUACUAGGAUGGAUAGAGUGUUUAUUUAAUGCCAAUAAUUCAUAUCGAUGUUGGAAAUAAAAAUGUAGCUUAAUAAACCAUCAACUUUUUUUUAAUUUUUAUAUAUGCAAUAUUGAUGUCAAAUGAAAGAUCUUGAAAAAUUAUAAAUUUUGAUGAAUUUUUUGUAAAAAUUGAAGUAAAAAAGAAAAAGUUAUAAUAAGGGCCACGUGGCAUCUGUAUAAUAAGGGAGUGAAAAUUUGGUUGCAGGACCCGUAUGUUCUUUGAGGAUAAAAUUAUCAUUCUAUGAGCUACUCUAUAUAUCUCUUUUUUUAUAUAUAUUACCUCCGUUCCUUAAAACAUUGUUAUCUAGCCUUUUUGGGGGUCCCAAAAAACUUUGUCACUUUCCCUUUUAAUCAAUUAUUUUGUGGUUUCUGUUAUUUCUCUCUCCUCUACACAAACUUUAACCACAUGGCAUCUGUACAACCAAAAUUUCACUCCCUUAUUUCACUCCAUUUUUUCGGUAUGUAUAAAGAGCCAUAUGACAUCUGUAUAAUAAAACAGUGAAAUUUUGGUUGCAGGACCGUAUGCUUCUUUGAGGAUAAAAUUAUCAUUUUAUGAGCUAUAUCAUAUCUUUCAUACGUAGUAUAAAAUAGAUUCCAUCAAAAAAUAAAUUCAUGGAAUGACCAGGGAUACUAGAAUUUUGAUAGAGCUUUUAAACUUCAAGUUGAGGACACCCAAUUCUCGUGGAAUUCUAAUUUCUAUCUAAAUCAAAUUGUUGACACCUCACUAAAAUAAGAAAAGUAAAAAUUGUGUAAUGAAAUUUGUAUAAAAUAAAUAAAUAAAUUAAUUAAUCACAAAUUUAUCUUCUUCUUUUUUUGGAAAACACGAAAUUGUCAUUUUAAAAAGAAAAAAUGAGAAAGUUUUGAGAAAGAAAUGGAAAACUAACGUUGGCAAAGUGAGGGGUAUAAGAAUCCGUAUGUCGCAAUUCAUACUACAACUAGGGUUUCUGCUGUCACUUCUUCGGCAGAAAUAUCUUCCGAUCUAUAGUUUUCACGAUCGAUCUUCACCGCCUAAUGAAGAAGCGAUCUAGAGAUUUCAAACCUAAACCUGAAACUCUCAUCCUCGACGCCGUUACUCCAGGCCCGGCCAUCAUCAAGCACUUAGCUUCCUGCAACGCCCCCGUCCGAUCCAAAGCGCUGAGGUUGCUCGAGGUAUGGCUGCUGAGUCAAUCUGAAAUAGCCGACGACGAUAUGAAAAAGUUCUGGAAGGGACUCUUCUAUUGCCUGUGGCAUUCCGAUAAGGCUCCUGCCCAAUCUCAUCUCAUCAACCGCGCAUCAUCACUCGUACUAAAUCUUGAUCUUUCUCUUGCCUUGAAUUAUUUCUCUGUUUUUCUCGUCUCUCUGAAACGUGAAUGGAUUGGGAUUGACCGCUUGAGGCUCGAUAAAUUUUACUUACUUGUUAGGAAAUUCAUUUACUCAAUUUUCUCUCUAUGCAAGAAACAUAGCUGGAAUGUGGAGCUUCUAACUAGAGUUGUCGAUAUUUUUAUCAAUAAUGCAUUUUUAGCAGAGGAUAAGUUGUUAGGUAAUGGAGUGUGUUAUCACAUCGUUUCGGUUUGGCUUGAUGAGUUGAGUGGUUGUUCUGUUCCUGUUGACAGUGAUGUUGUUGGGUAUAUCUUUAAGCCGUUGUUUGAAGUAAUUAAAAGGUCCAAUGAUAGGGUAUUGGUUGGAAAAGUGAAGAGCUGUGUAUUUGAUAAAUUGUUAAACUCGGGGAAGAGUUUACUGGAGAAGAAGAUGAAUGGAGCUGAAAGCAAUGAAAGCUAUGCAGAGGUCGCUCUUGGUUUGAUUUCAAUGAAGAUGGGCUUUUCGUCAAUGCUUUUUGAGAUUGGUUCAUCUUUGGAAUGUCAUCAGGGAAACAGGAAAAUUAUUUUCAAGUUACAUGAUGAGUUCUUGAAAUUGGAGAACCUAUUUGAAACCUCAAGGGUUCACAUUGUGCUUCCCAAGGUUUCUAUUCAAGAAGAGGAGAUUCCCCAUAUGGUUCCAAUUGAGAGCAGUAAGACAAAUAAAGGUGAUGCAUCUGAUGGUCAAACGGAUGAAAAUUCUAGAAAAUGCAAGAAGGCUAAGAUGAUGAAGGUUGUAAGCAACAAGAUUGGUAAGAAGAAAGAAGAGAAAAAACGGGCUUCUCAGGAUUGCUCCCUAAUCACGGAAACUGUUUUUGCACCUAGAUUUAUGGAGAAUUCAAAACCAAGUAAAAUUAAAAAGGAUUCUGAAAAUGCAUUGGCAGGUGAGACCAUAAAAGACAAUCCUGUGGUCGAAAGUGUGGUAUUCACUGAGACUGUCAUUUCAAAUCUACAGAUGCAGUUUGAGAAAGUAGCUACCGAAGUUGGUGAUGGUGAAAUCAAUAAACCUAAAAUUCCUAUGAAAAUCAAAAGAAAGAGUGGAAAAACUGUCAAUAACAUAGAGUCAUGUAUCGUCCACUUACACAAUGUAGGAGAUUUUGCUGUUACUGCUGCAAAGAGUGAAGAGAAGAGGUCAAAGAAGGUUAGGUUUGCAAUGAAGAACAACUUGGUUUGGAAACCACACUGCCCAUUGCCUCCACAGAGUUUGAGAUUGCCACCCUCUUCUACCCCACGGGGCAGUGCCCUUAAGAAGGGUGUGCCCCCAGGCCCAGUAAGAGAGAUGCCCUCUGCAUCAAAGAAGAGGAAGCUGAAAAAGAAAGGCCGAAAGAUGCUAAGCACCAUCUCCCCUGCAAUGAAGAGACUGAAAAAACACAAAGCUUCUUCGCCAUAGUUGGGGAAUUUUGGGUUUGAGCAUUUUAUUGUAUUUGGCUAUCCAUUUGAAAGGUAAUUGUUUUUUCCUUGGUUUUUGCACUCUAGUUGAUGAAAGUAGUAAGAUUUUGAAUUUGAAUUUCCUUUGUUUGUUUCAUUUGAACUUCAUUUAUCUAUCUGAGUGAAACUAUUUUGAUAA